AUGAUGAUUUAUUAAUCAAUGAUAAUGAACAACAACAACAACAACAAAAUGAUAAAAAUAAUCAAUUGUUAUCAUCAUCAAUAAAACAAAACGGUACAACUGGUGGUGAUACAGCAUCCGAAGCUGAUAAUUUUACUGAAACAUUUUCUGGUUCAUUAGAGGAUUUGGUGAAUACAUUUGAUGAUAAAAUCACUAAGUGUUUUGGUAAUUAUGAAGAAUCGGUGGAAAAUUUAGCACCCGUACAAAUACGUACACAAGAGGAAAUUAUGAACGAAUGCCAAAUGUGGUGGACUAUAACCGGAAAUUUUGGAAAUAUCUUACCAAUUGAUUGGUCAAAAUCAUAUGCUAGAAAAAUGCAGUUACAAGCCUUAAAUUUAACAGAACCAAAAGAUAAUUUAUCUCCAGAAGAUGAUUUACUAACGUUGAGCUCUGAAGAUGAAGCUGUGGCUAGUGAUUUAGAUAUGCAUUCAAUGAUAUUAAGUGGAUUGAACCAAGAUACAGAACCUAUUAUUACUGCAGAUGAAGUUAUUAGAGAAAUUGAUGACAUGAUGCAAGAGGAUGAAUCAUUAGAACGUUCACCUGACUCUGAUGGUUCAUAUUUGGAUGGUAAUGAAGUACUCGAAAAAGGAAAACAAGUACUCAGUUCCCCGUUGUAUGAAGACAAAUUGAAAGCUUUAAGUCUCUCUCAAUUAAAUGAAUUAUAUUUGGAAUUAGAAGUAUUAAUACGUGAGUUCUCAGAAACAUUAAUAUCAGAAUUGGCAUUAAGGGAUGAAUUAGAAUAUGAAAAAGAAUUGAAAAAUACAUUUAUUUCAUUAUUAUUGGCUGUUCAGAAUAAACGAAGACAAUAUCAUGUAGAAAAGAAACGGUCAUCUAAAAAUAAUGCUCAACGUUCGCCUCCAUCAGGGCUAGAUCCAAAAUACCUGACAACUGUUAUCCCUUACCAUCUUGAUAGCGGUCCACCAGAUAAUCAAGCUUUACAAGUUUUAAUAAAAAUUUUGAAGGCUAUUAAUGAAGACAGUCCAACCGUACCAACGUUAUUGACGGAUUAUAUACUAAAAGUUUUAUGUCCAACAUAAUUUAUGACGUAGAAAAUUAAAUAAUAAACUUUAAAUAAACUUCUACUUAUUAAAAUAAUCCACCGAAUAAAAAAACUAUGAAAAUAUAAUCAAAUAUCUCUAACAAAAUAUUAUUAAUUGUAACCUCUUUCACCACAAUUCAACAUUUCAAAACGAAAGAAUAAUGGAACAAAUCGCCUUCUAUAUUUUAAUUUGAGACCUCUAUAAAAUUAUAUACUAUAUUAUGUACAAAGGCAUACUUUAAGUACCUAAAACAUAAAAAAUGCCUUCAUGGAAAUAUUGUUAAAAAAUAUCGUCUACAAGAAAACUUCAACAAAUUAAAAAUUUGUAGUAAAACAAGUUGUGAAGUAACUUAUAAAAAUUGUUAAAUAUAAUCCGUCAUAAUGAAAACUCUAAAUUUUAUUCCAAAUGUCACGUCAGGCAACAAAAAUUACAUAGAUUAGCUGCACUUAAUUAGUGAUACCUUAAAGCUAGUUUGAAAUUCAGCGUGGAGUGACUUCAUAAUUAGCGAUCGUCUUUUUGGUUAUAACAUUGAUCAAUUCGUGAGCAGUUGCUAGUUAAUGAUUUCAAGUAACUUGAUUAGUUAGAAUAACGAUAGCUUACUAAUCGAGUGCUGAAAUAAUAUAUUAAACACGAUAAAUUUUGUUUAAGGUUUCUUGUAGACGACAAUAUAAUGUAUCAAAUUAAAAAAAUAGAGAUAUAUGUAUUAUUAACUUGCACUUCUAUUUCAAAACAAAAAAAGGCAAGAUUUAUUAAAAUCGCCCACUCUCUCUCCUUAUUGUUAGUGGAAUUUAUUUGAAAAAUCAUAUAAGAACUGUUACGUGUUGUGCUAAAAAACUUAUUGUAUAAUUGUUGUUAUAAGAAUUAUAAUAUAAAAAUUUUGAAAUUCAUUACUAUUGAAUUUCAAGGCUUCUGCUCAUAGUCAUUUAAGGAUGCUAAGUACUAUCUUAGUGCCUGUUGUUUCAUUUUAUAGUAAAUUGCCCAUUGAAGAGAUUGUAAAGAUUUGAGGGCAACAAUUUUAUUUGUUUCCACUCAAAGCGGUUUGUAUUCGCAAGUAAAAUAGUUAGUUGGCAGCGAUUUGAACAACAGAACAGUGUGCACUAAGAUAGUAAUUAUCGCGCUUACAUCAAAGAAAAAAAAAUUCACUGUCAGUUUACAAUAACAAUUAAGAUAAAAUUUGUGACUAAUUUUUUUUCUAGAGUUAACAUGACAUAACUUUUUUUUUUUAAAUCUGUAAUGAAUUAUUUUUUCGUUCGUUAUUUCAAUAACACAUUUUAAAAGUUAACAUGUUAAAUGUUAAUCCAAAACUGUGCCCCCAAACUAGAAAUUAAAAUAAGUAUAAAAUAAGCAUUCAUCGAUUUAAGUGAAUGUUUUUACAACAAUUAUAGAAUAAAAUAAAUAAUAAUUAAAAUGAAUAUUAAAUGUAUUCUCAAAGACAUUUAAUAUAUAUUUUAUGAAAGCAAUAAAGCAAUUUUGACUUCUUUUAUAUAAGAAACCUGCCAUACAUACCAUAUUUAGAUAAUGUUUAAUAAUAUAGAUGAGCAAAUUAAUUUUUCUUUUUAGUUGAUACGUAACGUACAUAGAAUUUAAAAAUUAAGGCAUCGGCCACAUUGAGAAUUUUGAUUACCAUAGUAACAUAGAACACAAUUAACAAGAAUUCCGCUCGGUUUCUUUUACUGACUCGAAAAAGACACGUUGGGUUUUGUAAACCGUGCGGAAAUCCUUUUAGUUGCUGUUGAUUGGACGUCUUCCAACGUCAACGUUCUACGUCUCAAUGUAGCUGAGAGCUCUUAUUUGAUAAAAAUUAUUUGACAUAAUGUUUAAGCAGGUCAUUAUUUACGUUAAACACUGCAUAAACACCUUAAGAAUAAACUCUUGAAAAUUACUUUUAAGUUAUAUAAAUUUUUCGUAUUUGUGAAUAAAA
Molecule: messenger RNA, 3000 nt
Organism: Chrysoperla carnea
Lineage: Eukaryota; Metazoa; Arthropoda; Insecta; Neuroptera; Chrysopidae
Gene: Unc-76
Product: fasciculation and elongation protein zeta-2
Exons: 7
Coding region: 267-1076 (269 amino acids)
Cellular component (GO): axon; cytoplasm
Source: RefSeq, a predicted model, not a curated record